AUGGCGUGUUUCUGGAACUUGCUGCCGACCUUUCCUUUCCCUUCGUUCCUCUUUCGUCAGGAAAGAAAAGGCCCCGACAUCGGCGAUUCUUGGCGACUGGCCACGACGUCCUUCCUCGCCAAUGGAACAGAGGAACAGCAAAAGACACGUCGGCAAGGAAACAUAGAGUCUCUUCAUCUCCAGAACAAGCGCUCUAAGACCAUGACAUUGAUUUUCCAGGUAUUUUUGGCUAGCGAGAAACGGGAAAUGAUUCAUUGCCGGCCGGGGAGAGCGGGACACCAAUUACAGACCCUUUCAGCGAACGGCCCGUUUGGUAUCUGUGCUGCUUUUGCUCAACUCUCGUCCCGUGGUUUUGCAGGAGGUUUCUGAAGAAGCGGGUAAUGCGAAGACUGCCC
This is a messenger RNA of Neurospora hispaniola, 395 nucleotides long. RefSeq lists its product as uncharacterized. The record is from RefSeq and is a predicted model, not a curated record. Lineage: Eukaryota; Fungi; Ascomycota; Sordariomycetes; Sordariales; Sordariaceae. The transcript is spliced from 4 exons. Bases 1 to 369 code for a protein of 122 amino acids.